AUGAACCCCGCCGACCGCGAUGAGGUCGUCUCACAGUUCUGCGCCAUGACCAGGGCGCGUCCUGACGAUGCACAAGAGUAUCUGGCUACCAACGGAUGGGAUCUCGAGGCCGCAGUGACAGAAUUCUUCGCGGAGCAGGACGAGAACGCACAUGACGGCGGGGCCGACGCUGCACAGGAGUCUUCUUCAUCCACCCCCCGAGAGUCCUCCACGUCGCGCAGACAGCCCCCAAAGAAGUUCGCCACGCUUGGUGAUCUUGCAUCCGGUGCGGGUGACAGCUCUGACGACGACGACGAGGAGAACCAAGAUUUCUUCGCUGGUGGUGAGAAAUCCGGGCUCGCGGUGCAAAACCCCGACGACCUGAAGAAGAAGAUUAUUGAGAAAGCGAAAAGAUCUCAACACCCGCCGUCCGAUGACCCCGAGCCCCGACGAAAUUACUUCACCGGCUCCGCCCGCACAUUAGGUGGUGAUGACACUCCUAGCAGAGUGAUCGAAGCCCCAAGCGCCCCCGCCCAACCACAAAUCCCCCAACGCGUACGAAGAACACUACACUUCUGGGCUGAUGGUUUUUCUGUGGAUGACGGUGAUCUUUACCGAUCCGACGACCCUCAGAACGCCGACAUUCUCAACAGCAUCAGACAGGGCCGCGCCCCGCUCUCUAUCAUGAACGCACAGCACGGUCAGGACGUAGACGUCGAGAUCAAACAGCACGAUGAAAAGUACGUCAGGCCAAAGCCCAAGUACAAGCCGUUCGCAGGCCAAGGUCAGCGCCUCGGAAGCCCUACCCCCGGCAUCAGGGACCCCGCUCCGAGUGCGCCCACUCCCGUCGCCCAGACCAGCAACGAACCCCCGAAACCCGAUGUGGAUGAAUCACAGCCCCUGGUUACUCUACAAAUCCGACUUGGUGAUGGAACCCGCCUAACUUCCCGCUUCAACACCACGCAUACGAUCGGCGAUGUCUAUGGUUUCGUGUCUGCCGCCAGCCCUCAAAGCCAAACUCGUCCUUGGGUUCUCCUGACAACGUUCCCCAGCAAGGAGCUCACCGACAAGUCGGCUGCUCUGGGCGAUCUGCCUGAGUUUAAACGCGGGGGUGUUGUAGUACAAAAAUGGCAAUAG
Messenger RNA from Aspergillus calidoustus, 1116 nucleotides. NCBI's taxonomy places the organism in Eukaryota, Fungi, Ascomycota, Eurotiomycetes, Eurotiales, Aspergillaceae. The record is from the annotation of a GenBank genome assembly.